AUGGUCUUUUGUUUGCUGUGCGCGGUAACUUUUUUCUCAUCACUUACGCUACUGGCUACCUACCUUGCGCUAGAUAUCGAUCCUCUUGUUGAAGACUCAGGGACACCCCCUGCUGAAGAAGUCGAGUGUGGAGUGGAGGAGCUUGCAAGACACUACAUGGGCAACCCGAGCUUCCGCCAGAUAGUGCACGAAAUGCACGACCACUUCGACAAAGCGCUCGUGGGUGAAAAUCCUUCCUACGAAGCACGCGUUUACAAAAAGUUCGAACACACUCCUACAGUUUAA
Phytophthora sojae is the source of this 285-nucleotide messenger RNA. RefSeq lists its product as hypothetical. The transcript has a single exon. The record is from RefSeq and is a predicted model, not a curated record. NCBI's taxonomy places the organism in Eukaryota, Oomycota, Peronosporomycetes, Peronosporales, Peronosporaceae. The coding region runs from base 1 to 285 and encodes 94 amino acids.